GUUGUGUCGUCAUCCCUGCGCGACUGUCUAUCCAGUCUUCUCAACAUGUGAAGACAGAUGGUCAGACUAACAACUUUCAACCUGGCAAAACCAUAAGUCAACAAAGCAGCCGUUUUGAACGAGACUGGUGAUUUGUUCGUACACAUUUGGCGAGAACACCGACCUCUUGUGGCAUUAGCUCGGAUUAAUCACGGUUGUUAAAGUAGCUUUUAGUCGGUUAGCAGCAUGGACAACACAGAAGAAAACGCCGUCCAACUCCAUGGAGAUGAGGAAAUUAUUGAAGUCAUCGACCUGAACGAAGCAGAGCCGGGUCCUGAUGAUUUGGCUGAUGACCUGGAGGACGUCGACUUUGAAGAUGCUGCAAAUGCUGAUGAUGAAGGCUGGGAGACAGAGGACGAGAUGGAGGCUGAGGCAGAGCAGGACGACAGUGAGCUCACCUUCUCCAAACACACAGGGUCUGUGUUCUGUGUCAGUUUGGAUCCUGCCACAAAUAGCCUGGCAGUGACAGGAGGGGAGGAUGACAAGGCCUAUGUUUGGAGGGUGAGCGACGGGGAGGUGCUGCUCGAAUGCACAGGACAUAAAGACUCUGUGACAUGUGCUGUGUUCAGUCACGACUCCUCUCUGGUGGCUUCAGGUGACAUGAGCGGCUUGAUAAAAGUCUGGAAAGUGGAAACCAAGGAGGAAAUUUGGUCUUUUGAAGUAGGAGAUCUGGAGUGGUUGGAGUGGCAUCCUUGCGCUCCGGUGCUGCUCGCAGGAACAGACGACGGCAACGUGUGGAUGUGGAAGAUUCCGUCUGGAGACUGUAAGACCUUUGAGAGUCCUGCGUGUCAGGCCACCAGCGGCAAAGUCUUACCUGACGGUAAAAGAGCUGUAGUGGGAUAUGAGGAUGGAACGGUACGAGUGUGGGACUUAAAGCAGGCCAGCGCCAUCCAUGUCAUCAAAGGUCAGGAUGGCCACAAGGGGGCACUAACCAGCCUAUCGUGCACCCAGGACGGCAGUCUGGUGCUGACAGGGUCAGUGGAUGGCAGCGCUAAGCUCAUCAACACCAGCACAGGAAAAGUGGUCGGUGCGUUCUCUGCGGAGGUAAACAAGGCUAGUAUGUCAGCAGACCAGAAUGACGCCAACUGUGUGGAAUCUGUGGGAUUCUGCAACGUGCUGCCUCUCAUCGCUGUGGCCUACCUGGACGGGACUCUGGCCAUCUACGAUCUCUCCACACAGGCCCUGAGGCACAGGUGCCAGCAUGAGGCCGGCAUUGUUCACCUGCAGUGGGAGGAGUCUUCUCCUGUGGUGGCCACCUGUUGUUUGGACGGAGCCCUGCGCUUAUGGGACGCUCGGACAGGCAACAUGGUGUCAGAAUACCGCGGUCACAUGGCUGAGAUUCUGGACUUCACCACAAACAGGGAAGGGUCUCUGGCUGUGACCGCCUCAGGAGAUUACCAAGUCAAGGUCUUCUGUCUCCAAAGACCUGACCGAUAAAACCAGCUGGACAACGAUGAUAACAUACAGAUGAAAAUAUUCACAGUAACAUCAGAAAAGUUUAUCAGACUCUUUUUCUUCUUGGACACUGAACAUUGUCAGAUCCUCAUGAUAAAAUGAAAACCUCUUUAUGAUCUUAUCACCUUACCUGACUUUUGAGUGGGAUUGUUGCAUUUAAGUAGUCAUUUUCCUGGUACACUUGUUCCACUGCCAGAUCAUGAAAAUACAUACAUUAGUAGCAGUAGUUAAUGAAAUGGCUGCAUCUUAAUUUAUUGGGAUGUGUAGCCAUGGACCACCCAGAUAUACCUAAUAAAGUUGGUUGGCUGGUGGCUGUAGAUGAAGUUCACGCAAAUAUAAAAUGUUUUUACCAAACAGUUCCUCACUGGAGGCUCCAGAUGGUCAGUGUUGAAAUGAUGAUUUGACACAAUUAUUAAUGUCAUUUUAAAAUGUCCUGUGACUUCCUCUGACUCAGUGUGAUUAUGGUCUAAGUUUGACUUAAACUGGUUGACCUCUGUGGGAGUGUGAACUCAGCAUGCUCUUGUUGAAACAAAAUAAAUAUGCCACAAUGUGGUCGACAACAUGUCAAACUGU
Cynoglossus semilaevis (tongue sole) is the source of this 2067-nucleotide messenger RNA. It is a transcript of the gene aamp, whose product is annotated as angio-associated, migratory cell protein. The record is from RefSeq and is a predicted model, not a curated record. Bases 226 to 1476 code for a protein of 416 amino acids. NCBI's taxonomy places the organism in Eukaryota, Metazoa, Chordata, Actinopteri, Pleuronectiformes, Cynoglossidae. Gene Ontology annotation, cellular component: cytosol. The transcript is spliced from 11 exons. Gene Ontology annotation, molecular function: protein binding.